AUGACACAGACUAAUCAAAUUCGUCCAUCAAAUUCACCUUGGUCGUCUCCAGUUAUUAUUCACAAGAAAAAGGAUGGUGGUAUUAGAUUUUUAGUGGAUUAUAGAAAAUUAAAUUCGGUGACCAAAAAAGAUUGUUUUCCUCAACCAACAGCUGAAGAAUUAUUGCAUCGAUUAGGCGGUCAUCGUUUUUAUACAAAAUUAGAUCUUAAAUCAGGUUACUUUCAGCUUCCAAUACACGAAACAGAUAAAGAAAAAACAGCUUUUAUCACACAAGAUGGUUUAUGGGAGUUCAACGUUCUUCCACAAGGUAUCAUGAAUGGACCCCCAACGUUUCAAAGAACUAUGCACAAUCUUCUUGGUUAUGGCCGCUGGGAUUAUGUUAUGGUUUAUUUAGAUGAUAUCCUAAUAUUUUCACGUAGUCUCAAUGAACAUCAGCAACAUUUAAAUGAAAUUUUAUCAAUAUUAGCUAAAGCCAACUUCCAAGUGAAUCCUGAUAAAUGUUCCGUUGCUGUUCAAGAAAUCGAGUUUUUAAGUCAUACAAUCAAUGAACAAGGAAUUAAACCUAAUGGUGAUAAAAUUAAAGUUAUUAUCGAUUUACCAGCUCCACACACACUCAAAGAAGCAAAUGAAUUUUUAGGAAAAAUCAAUUGGUAUCGAAAGUUUAUUCCUAAUUUUGCGCAUAUAGCUGCACCAUUACACAAAGUUACGAAUAAAACAAAACAUCAUCGACAUGAAUUUAAAUGGGGACCUGAUCAGCAACAUUCAUUUGAUGAAUUUAAACGUAUUUUAACAACAUAUCCUUUAUUUUUAGAAUAUCCAGAUUCAUCAACUCCAUUUGUUUUAACAACUGAUGCCUCGGGUAUUGGCAUAGGUGGAAUUUUACGACAAGAUACACCGAGUGGUACCAAAAUUAAUUAUUUUAAAUCACGUGUUUUAGAUGAUACUGAACGUAAAUAUGAUACAAUUGAACAAGAAGCACUAGCUAUUUUUUGGUGCAUAUCUGAGCUUCGAUCAUAUAUAGGUGAUUCUGAUUUUAUUGCCGAAACUGAUCAUAAGCCACUUGAAAAUUUCCAUAAGAAACAAAUCAAUAAUAAACGAGUGAUGAAUUGGCUUUUUAAAUUACAAGAUAUUUUACCACAAAUUAUUGCCGUUAAGCAUCGACCAGGAGCACAUAAUGCAGCUGCUGAUUAUAUUUUACGACAUUUUCCACCAUCAACAUCUCCCAAUAUUAAUCCAUCUACAAUAAAUGUAACACAUGCUGAUCGGCCAAUUGGUACUGAACAUUGGGAUGAACACGUACCCAAGCCACAGUGUAUACAAUACACUGAACCAUCUAUUUUAAAACACACUUGUAUUCAUAAUGCGAGUAUCAAUGCACAAAUUAAUGCCGUUACAACAAGAGAACAAUCAAAACUUCAAGCUCAACCACGUUCAUCUUCAGCAAAUACAUCAUCUACAUCAACAACAUCUCAAUCUAGGUGUUCUUCUCCACCGAUGGCUACUCCAUUACAUGAUUUUAGUUUAUCACGUAUACGUUCCGAACAAGCACAGGACGUAAUUAUUCAACAAAUACUUCAGCAAAUUCGAAAUAAUCGUCGUUAUGAAUCGUUUACUAUUCAACAUGGCAUUUUAUAUAAAUUAGCUUAUCGCAAUGAUGCUACUAUUAAACUUGUUUAUGCACCUUCGAAAUUAAUUCCAGAAAUAAUGGCCGCUUAUCAUGAUCAUCCAUUAAGUGGUCAUUUUGGUACUGGACGUACAUGGUCUAUGUUACGAAACACAUAUUAUUGGCCACGUAUGAAAGAAACAAUCACAUCUCAUAUCAAAUCAUGUGAUAAAUGCUCACAAUUCCAUGUGGAUCGGCAUAAACCUCCAGGAUUUUUACAGCCUAUUCAGCCACCUAAUGAAGUUUUUCAAGUACUAGGUAUGGAUUGGUGGGGACCCACCACCACUUCGCUUUCUGGAAAUCGAUAUGUCUUAGUUAUAACUGAUCGCUUAUCUGGUUAUGUUGUUGCUAAAGCCUCACCUACAAAUACAGCUCAAGAUACUGCUCGUAUAUUAAUGGAAGAAAUUAUCUUAGUUCAUGGCUCACCUGACACAAUUAUUACUGAUCAAGGAACACACUUCAAGAACGAACUGUUGCAAGCUAUUUCAAAUUUAAUUGGUUGUAAACACAUUUUUUCGACACCAUAUCAUCCACAAACAAAUGGACAAACUGAACGAUGGAAUUCGACAUUUGUCACACAAAUCGCCAAAUAUUGCAACACUGAUCUAAACAAUUGGGACACUAUUUUACCAUCUAUCGUUUAUGCUUACAAUAAUGGGAUACAUAGCUCAACUGGAAUUAGCCCAUAUCAAUUAGCAUUCAGACGACGACAACGUCACCCAUUUAGCCCUCCUGCGACUACAUUCGUUUUCAGUAAACCACAUGAUUAUUGGGCCCAAGUGAUACAAUAUAGAAAUACAGCUUUAAAACAAGCAAAACAACACAUUAUGCAUCAACAAGAACUAUCAAAAAUUCGUUUUGAUAAAAAUCAGUCGCACCCGACUUUCGUUCUAGGUGACCUUGUAUGGAUGAAAAUUUUCGUUGGACGACAUAAACUUAAAGCUCGAUACACUGGUCCUGCUCGAAUCAUUCGAAUUCUCUCACCAGUAUCAUUUAUAGUUGAAGAUGAACAUUUACAACAAUUUCAAGUGCAUUCAAACAAUAUCAGACGUGUAUAUUCUCGGUCAUCAUCCUAA
Messenger RNA from Rotaria socialis, 2739 nucleotides. The record is from the annotation of a GenBank genome assembly. NCBI's taxonomy places the organism in Eukaryota, Metazoa, Rotifera, Eurotatoria, Philodinida, Philodinidae.